Molecule: messenger RNA, 2595 nt
Organism: Mesorhabditis belari
Lineage: Eukaryota; Metazoa; Nematoda; Chromadorea; Rhabditida; Rhabditidae
Source: the annotation of a GenBank genome assembly
AUGGGGGCAAAGGGAUACGUCAAAGAGGCACCGGGCAUGCGAGAAGCUAGGCGUCUCGAAGAAUGGUUUGAUUUUGUUUUCGACCGACUCGAGAAUUUUCACAACACUGAGGUGACGAUCUUCACGUUGAUUGGGCGCGACACGCUAGAAAGACGAAAGGCGGAAGAUUUAAACGAAUUUUUUGGAGAUACUAUCUUUCAAUCAUCAUUUGACUCGAGCAAUGGAUUGAAUAUUGAAGCCUUCUUCUCGAUCGAACACAAAACUGUCUUCCUUGUUGUAAAUGGAUUCUCGGACGUCACGCAAAUCAUGAAUGUUUUUAGUGAAACAUCUUCAAAGCCUUUCUUUGAGAAAAUUCAAGAGGCCGAGAAAACUCAACUUCAACUUUUGCUGUUUGUGUCUCUAAUGUCACAUGUUGUUCUCUUCGUUGAGCAGGGUUGUCGAGUCGAUGUUGGAUUGACGAGAACAUUGAAAUUAGUGAACAAAUUGAGGCUUGAGCAUUCGAAUGAGAUUCUCAAACUUUUGCCAGAUGAUUUACUCGACUUGUUACCAAAGUUCGAGAAAGAAGAACGAUUGGCGUUGCCAAGAUUUGCGUUUGCUUUUCACCGGAACACAAUUCGCCAAGAUAUUGGAAAUGUAAAGAGGAGGGAGAUUUUUAAUCAUUUGGAGCAAAAUCUCGAGCAACAAAUAUUCAAUCUCUUGAAAAUAAUGCGCUUGAUUGACACGAAAGACUUGAACUUAUCAUUGGGAUAUCUCCCGGAGAAGGAUCAAUAUGCACAAUUGAUACCAAAUAAGAAUUUGGAUCCUGUCACCAAAGCUUUUUUCAUCCUAAUUGGAGAAAAUGGGGACGAGGAAGAUCUGCAUUCAGAUUCGCACAAACAAACUGUCAUGUGUUCGUAUGUUUCUUCGUUGAUAGAUGAUGCCCGAGCUGAUAAAACAAAUGUUUACGUGAAACCGGCGCUCAUUGAAUUUACAAAGAUGGCUCAAGCACUUCACGAAAUCAUUUUUGCCGAAGAGUCUCUCUUAGAAGAAACUUUAGACAAAUGUGUAACGGUUGAAACAGAUUUUAUAGAAAGUCUUUCAAAGAAGCAUCUUAACGAAGCAAUUAUUCUUUAUUCGGGAAAAGACAAGAGUCGACGUUUGUUAACCAAAAGCGAGCACGAUACGCGGUUUUCGUCAGCUGUUGCCUACUUGGAAAGUAUCGCUGUUAAAAAUCCGGAUGAGAUAAUCACGAAAGUGUCAGAGCACUGUGGGGGAAGAUGGGAGAAAGGAUGUGAGGCAGCUUCAUUAACUGGAGUACUUUGUCAACUUACGGUUCAUUCUUCACCUGGAGACACGACAACGGAUUCUUCUCAAUGGCAGUUACAUUCCUCGGCUGCUCGAUAUGUUUCUGCGUGUGGUUGUGGACAUCGACAAGCAUUACGAGAAGAUCCAUUUUCUUUAAAGGAAGCAAACUACGACUUUUAUUAUCUAAACCCGACAUUCGCUUGUUGUGCGGUAUUGGACACUCAUCAAUUCAAGUUGCUUAACGAAAUGAAGGGUGAUGAAAUGGAAGUCGACGGAGAAGAUGGACAAUGGACUGCUGCUCAACCCGAACCUAGGUUAUUAUUGGGUCGACGAGAAACACGAACGCCCAUAGAGGACGAAUCAGGAAGUGAUGAAGAUGAGGAAGUGAAUGACAAUGACAGCAAGGCUUCUUCUGAACAAGAAAUUACGAUCCCGCGUAAUUCUACAAUUUCACCAAUAGAGCACCCAUCUUCUGAAGAUGAGGAGGACCUCACUAUGAAGCACGUAAAUCUUGAUGAUUCGGAUGAUGCAAUUGUUGUCAACAAAAAACAUGGGGAAAUGGUGAUCGAUUACGAAGAAAAGAGGAUCUCGUUGAAAAGAAAAAAUAUCAAUUUCUGUGAUGGAGUGCCACAUUCGCAUCUUUCGGGUCUUCCGAUAUUUCCAUCGUUUCAACUUACUUGCUUGGGAAGAAGCAAUCUAUACAGCCAUCAAUACGGACUCCGUGAAAUGCCCGGUUUUCGUGCUGGCACGGAUUAUUUACUGCCACUCGAUGUUUCCCUUGAGGUUGAUAGUUCAACUUGGAGUCGAGAUAUGAAUUAUGUGCAAGAAUUGGUCAGUACAAGCGAUCUUGGGCGGUUAAAGUUUAGACGACAACGAUAUGGAAUGAACAUGGAAAAAGUUAAAUUGUUCAUUGGAUUUGAAUACGAAUGUCCACGCGGACACCGAAUGUUCCUUGGUCCAGAUCUUGAGCCAUUGAUGACGGCAAAAGGAUCAGCGAAAGAACUUGUUUCAAAAGAAGCCGCUUCUAAAGUACUUGCGCAAGAUCUGCCUUUGUGGAGGCAAUGUACUUGCAGGAAAGCACCUCAUGUCAACGCUCAAUUGAUGAGAGUGCAUAUUGUGACACCAAAAGCUCCAGUUGUAGUCACAAUAGAUCCGAAGAUUCAGACAAGUUCUAUGGAUCAAGGCCAUUUUCAGACGGGAGAGGAUAUUAUAUUCUCCGCUUGCCAUUCACGUAUUGGGGUAACGAAGGAGCUAUUUUGCCACCGAGAGAUAUUGGUGCUCAUGGAAAAUUUGCGGCCAAUUGCAUCAACG